Papilio machaon (common yellow swallowtail) is the source of this 1603-nucleotide messenger RNA. Its product is annotated as lysosomal acid glucosylceramidase-like. The coding region runs from base 319 to 1584 and encodes 421 amino acids. The record is from RefSeq and is a predicted model, not a curated record. Gene Ontology annotation, biological process: glucosylceramide catabolic process. The transcript is spliced from 12 exons. Gene Ontology annotation, molecular function: glucosylceramidase activity. NCBI's taxonomy places the organism in Eukaryota, Metazoa, Arthropoda, Insecta, Lepidoptera, Papilionidae.
AAAUGUUCUUUGAAGGAAAGACCUUGUGCCGCGCGACCGGUGGAAGGACAAUCAGUACUAUGUGUUUGUAACACAACAUACUGCGAUGAAAUUAAAAGGGAAGUUCCAGAAAAAGGACAAUAUGUCGCUUAUACUUCAUCGAAGGCUGGUUCAAGAUUUAGAAAAAGUUAUGGUGAAUUCAAUAAAGAUUCAUAUUCAGGUAAAGAAUGCAUCGAUGUUUUGAAAGUGAAUCCAACAAAGACGCAUCAGAAGAUCCAAGGGUUCGGUGGUGGUAUUACUGAUUCCGCAGGCAUUAACCUGUUCAGUUUACCGCCUAAUAUGCAGCAAGAUAUUAUCAAUUCAUACUAUAGUGAAUGUGGCAUCGAAUACAAUAUGGGCCGUGUCCCAAUUGGCGGUAGUGACUUCUCUACACAUUUGUACGCUUACAACGAAUAUCCUAUCAACGACACCUACCUUACCAACUAUACUCUCUCGUAUGAAGAUUAUCAUUACAAGAUACCAAUUAUCCAAGCCAUCAUGAAUGUAUCUACAGCACCGCUGCAGUUGGUAGGUACAGUUUGGUCACCGUCAGGUUGGAUGAAGGACAACUAUGGAGAUUCAGGAGUCAACAGAUUGAAAGAAGAGUAUAUGGGAACAUAUGCACUAUAUUUCUUAAAAUUUUUACAAUUAUAUAAGGAAAAUAAAAUCCCGUUUUGGGCGAUAACAACUACUAAUGAACCUUUGAACGGAGUAAUACCGUUAGGCGAAUUUCAACAUCUUGGAUGGACGGUGAAGAGAAUGGGUGAAUGGAUUAAAAACGACUUAGGUCCAAUGUUACGUAACUCUAGUUUUAAAGAUGUCAAAAUUCUGGCCGUGGAUGAUCAGCGCUAUUCCAUACCAAUGUGGUUUAACAUCUUGUUGCAAUUAGUUCCGGAAGCUGAAGAAUAUAUAGAUGGCGUUGCAGUGCACUACUAUCUUGACAACAUCACACCGGCCUCCAUCCUGCAGGAGACUGUGAAGAGUUAUCCCAAGAAGUUUGUCAUAUCAACAGAGGCUUGUACAGGAUUUACUGGUCCAACAGAUCAAAGGGUGGUGUUAGGAGCGUGGGACAGAGCCGAAACCUACAUCAUUGAUAUUCUGGAAAAUUUAUUGAACAACGGAGUGGGAUGGAUUGAUUGGAAUAUAUGUUUGGAUAUGAUAGGCGGUCCUAACUGGGUACAGAACUAUGUUGACUCUCCUAUCAUUGUUAACGCAGAAAAGAAGGAGUUUUACAAACAGCCCAUGUUCUAUGCGUUAGGUCAAGUCACUAAGUUCGUGAAGAGACACUCUCAUAGGAUAGAAAUGACGAAUGUAACUGUAUGCCCCAAUUCUAAAGACACCGAUGAAGUUAGUGAGAACGUCUUCGUUUGCAACUCAGAUGACAACGAUCCAGUAUACAACAGUGCAGCUUUCCUCACCCCAGAGAACACAAUAGUGGUCAUCAUUUACAAUAGAGGGGACGCGAAGAAUGUUGUUAUUUCUAUACGAGAUAAAGAAGCGGUGGUUGAACUUGAGGCGUCGUCUAUAACGACUGUCGAAUUUCAGAAUGAAGAUGGUACCAAAUAACAUAAACUAUGUGUUCUUU